GGCCGCGCUCCCUGCCCCCACGCGAGGAGGUGACUCCAUCAGGAGGCUGUUUAAGAGCAGCCAGCGGCGCGGAGUUUAGUUGUAGAAGUUUCUGGUGAUCAGGGACUAGCGUCCAGGGAUCUGGUGAUCGGGAGAAGAUCAGGUGGCAUCAGGAACCCGUCAUCUGCAAUGUCCCUGAGUGGGGGCCAAGGUGUGGAGAUAGGAGGGUCUGUUGCCCAUACAAUGGCCACGCUCUGGCGUGGAGUGUAACGAGUGGAUACGAUGACGAGGACGGAUUGACCCUCAUUUGCUAAGUUUUAACGUCCACUGAGUUGAUGGGUCCAGUUCCUCUGGUCCAACAGACAACGUCUCUCGGUCCCUUUCUCGUGGUUGAUGCUCAAUGCAGCUCCAGCUCAGGCCUCCUGGGACUGUCAGUGGCCGGCGACGUGGCCGGGGUAGAUGUGCCUGGACCAGCGGAGGGUGUCACACGAGCCGUGCGUAGCAUCGACCAAUCCCACAGGUCCACAGCACACGCUUGUGGCAGGGCUCCGAGGCGCCCGGGGCUCCGACAAUCAGGGCGUCCAUCUGCACCUCGCUUGCAGGGCGUCGGCCGGGGGGCACGUACUUUUCCAGCUCACGAGCCAGGGCUUCGUGAAAGGCCGGGGUCCUGUUCUCAAAGGAGACUGCGACGUCAACAAGGAAGAUUUUUUUCCUGGGCCUCGUUAGUGUCGCCGACAUCGGGUGGCAGCUGGCUGUCGGUACCGGGCCUGGUGUGGUUCAGGCCCAGCUGGAGUUUGGCCACCCCCCCCCCCCGCACCAUGAACGCGGCAGGGCGGGAACACACCGGCCUGGGCGAGGAGCCCGCGUCCCUGCGGCAGCAGAAGCUGGAGCUGCAGCGCCGCCUCUUUGAGAAGAAGCAGCGUCGGAAGCGCCAGGAGCCGCUCAUGGUCCAGGCCAACCCCGACGCCAAGGUGACAGGCCGCCGGGGCCGCCGGCCUGAGGAGCGCACCCCCCUGAUGGAGUCCUGCAGUGACCACAGCCUCUGCAACGGAACCAGCAACCCCUUCCUGGUGGAGUCGGUCCCGGAGGCCCAUCGCCCCGCUGACGCCUGGGGCAGCUCCGUGCACCUGAACAGGGGCCCGCGAGCCGGGGGGGAGGCCGCAGGUGCGUCCGACGCGGAGCUGGAAGAGGCCGUCCUGGAGGACACACGGCCCGUCAACAAGGCCAUGGCGGCGCCCAGCUCCAGGCGCAAGGGCUGGCCGGCCCGGCGGAGCGGGGGACUGAGGUGCUGCUGUUUCCGUUUCCCAGGUGUGGACGAAACCACCUCGGCGAUCCUGAACUACGCGGGCAAGCGCCAGGCUGUGCUGUCCUGCACCAUGCGUAUCGAGCUCCCCAACCAGGCCCGGAUCUGCGGCACCAAGGGCUCCAUCGAGCUCCCUGCCCCCUGGUACGCCCCUACCACCCUGAUCGUGAACAACCAGCGCCACGAGUGCCCCCUGCCGCCCCCCGCCCAGCCCCUCAACUUCUCUAAUGGCACCGGCAUGCGGUACGAGGCCCAGCACGUGCGCCAGUGUCUGCUGCAAGGCCUGAAGGAGAGCCCCAUCAUGAGCUUGGCCGAGAGUGAGCUGGUGGCCUCCAUCGUGGACGAGCUGCGACGGCAGCUGGGGGUGAUCUACGCCGAGGACCACCAGGGCUGAGCGGGUCGGCAUCAAUAAACGGGACCCUGCCUAGCUGUGCUGUGAUUCCUUGAGGACAGAGCUGGGGGGAGGGGAGCGCAGGACACCUGGGUUCUUCCCCAAGAACACACAUUGAUCUCAGAGCCCUCCCCACAGCACCAUCCAAGCAACCCCACCCCCCAAAGUGGGGGGGAGGUCCCAGCUGAGAUCAAGGCACCCUAAUUUGGGCAAACACCCUCUCCCACCCCUUGUGGGUGUAGCUACUCCCAGAGGACAGGGGAGGGGAACACACCCUCUAACUUCACAAUGUUGCCAUACUUGCACCCCACCAGCAGGAGGCGAUGCCCUCCCGCAACAUAGCCCCUCCUGAAGUCCAUUCGUAGAAGCCUGCAGCUGAGUCUGGGGGCACGAAGCUCCCUCAGGGGGCUCCCCCUCUGCAUGGCCUGGGCCCCUCCUAAAUCCUAAUGCCCCCAUGCUGGGGGCAGAGCCAUUACCGCAAGGAGGAAGGGAAAAAACCUGCCUCCAGGCAGCAGCCUAGCUCUGGGGUCACUGAAUCCAGGCUGAGCUCACAGGCUGGGGGACAAGCGGGGGAAGCAGCGGCUGAAGGGGGACAGGGGGUAUUGAGAAUCAGCCGCCCCCGAGCCCCCCCCCGCCAGGCUAACAGAAUUGGUGAGUGGGAGCAGAGGGGUAGGGGGAGCUCUGGGCCUGGCCCCAGGGCAACGCUGCAGGAUUCCCCCCCAGCCGGGGUUAGCCACACAAGGGGGCGGAUAGAUCGUGGAGGGGCCAGGGAAGAGCCCCAAGGACGAGUCGAGGAUCAGAGAAGCUGCCCACACACGAGAGGCACCAGUGGGGAGCUGAGCCCACAGAUGGGGGACUUGAGCCCCGGCUCUAGGCACUUUGAGAACAGGGCACAUAGACUAGGCCUGAGAUUUCCACAGGGCGGCCAUGACAAAACCCCCUGGCCUGCCAGAUCCACCAAGCAAGGCAAGAAAAAUUCCCCCCCCCCCCACCGGGGGGGGGGAGAGGAGAUUAACCCUUGGAGGUGCCCCCCCCCCAGGAGUGGGGUGGAUUCUCCGUCCCAGGCAAACAGGACUGAAGCCAGGGCAGCCCCAGGAGGUCAGAUGAGGGGCAGAGCCGCCCCUUCCCUCCUAAGGAUUUACAAAGGGAAGCGGCCCAGAGCCACUGGAUUAACCGCGGUGUCCUCUGCAGGCUGCUGGCGAGAGGUGGGGAGGGGUUCGGCCGGGGCGCCCCGCAAAGAACUCAAGGCAUUUCUCCUCGGGGGCAGCGCCCACUGCUGCGGAGCGAAGGCCCCACGGGGGAGGCGCCCGUGAAGCGCUCUAAAGCCCGCAGUGACCCGGGCUGCGCAAUGGGAACUGGGGCAGCCCUCGGAGAAAAGCCGCCGAGACGCGGCCCCCACACAAAGCAGAGCCACUGCCAGCAAAGCGGAGGGGGGAGCCGGGUAACGACGGGAGGGGAGAAACCACCGGCACCGAACGGGCGAGAGUGCCGGCAGCUGGAAGCCAGAGCAAGGUCUGAAUUGCUAACAGCGCCGGGGAGCUGCCAUCAGCUCUGCCGCCCACACGGUGGAUUUGCAGCCGAGGGGCGCGAAGCCGCGGGUUCGUUCUCUGCCCCGUGCGCCGCAGGACGGGGAUUUCAGCGGCCCGGUUGGCCUAGCCAAGCCCC
This is a messenger RNA of Gopherus evgoodei (Goodes thornscrub tortoise), 3338 nucleotides long. RefSeq lists its product as uncharacterized. The transcript has 9 exons. NCBI's taxonomy places the organism in Eukaryota, Metazoa, Chordata, Testudines, Testudinidae. Gene Ontology annotation, molecular function: D-xylose 1-dehydrogenase (NADP+) activity. The record is from RefSeq and is a predicted model, not a curated record. Bases 315 to 1676 code for a protein of 453 amino acids. Gene Ontology annotation, biological process: D-xylose catabolic process.